Candidula unifasciata is the source of this 2805-nucleotide messenger RNA. Lineage: Eukaryota; Metazoa; Mollusca; Gastropoda; Stylommatophora; Geomitridae. The record is from the annotation of a GenBank genome assembly.
AUGUCGAUUGCCAUUGUUCAAGCUAGGCACAUCUUUGGCCUCAAGUCUGGGGUCUCUGGGAAUGUCUGCUUCCAUGAUGAGCAGACUAUUGUGUACCCAGCUGGCUCCAACUGCAUUAUCUACAAUAUUGAUCAGAAGUCACAAAGAUUCAUUCCAAGCACUGAUAAAAGUGAAGGAAUGACAGCUCUUGCGGUCAGUCCAAACCGAAGAUAUGUUGCCAUUGCUGAGAAAGGGGAGAAACCAACAGUCACAAUUUAUGAUCUUCAUUCACUGCGUAAGAAAAAGGCCCUCAGCAGUAAUGAAAUGUCUUCAGGAGAAUACGUUAGUGUGGCUUUCUCUCCGGACUCCAAAUAUCUAGUAACACAGGGAGGGAAGCCUGACUGGACACUGCUGUACUGGACAUGGGAGAAAUCUAAAGUCAUGGCUUCAGUCAAAUCUUCUAAUCCUCAAAAUCCAAAUUCUGAAGUUUAUCAGGUCAGCUUCAAUCCUCAAGACAACACCCAGCUCUGUGUGUCUGGUAACACAGUUUUCAGGUUCUUCCGCUACAGUGAGGGAAAUCUGAAACCUUUCAACUUCCAGAAGGUGGAGCCACAGAACUAUCUUUGCCAUGCCUGGGUGUCAGAUGAUCGAAUACUUGUUGGUACAGACAAUGGUCAUUUACUGUUGUUUGAAGCUGGAGAGGUUAAGCAAGAAUUUAACCUAGGGCAUUCUGGUGAAAGAUCAACAAUUGAUGGCGAGCUUGAUCUGCAAGUAACUGCCCUGGUGACCUUCUCCAAAGGAUUUGCUUGUGCUUUUGGGAUGGGUACGGUCUACAUGUAUGAGAAAACUGAAGACAAAGAUACGUAUAGGAAAACUAGAGAAAUCAAGAUUCCUCCAGAUCCCUGGAAUAGUCAGGAUCCCUAUCUUGCCCAGAAGCAGAUUUUUAGAUGUUUGGCUGUAAGUCCUUCUGAAGAGACAAUGGUGGGCAGCACCGAUCAAGGUCAGCUGUAUUACCUGACUCUGUCUGGAGCUGAACUUGGCAAGGGAGACCAAGCUAACUUUGAAAUUCUGUCACAAAUGUUCCACACUUCACCAAUUACCGGCCUUGACGUCUGCAUUAGAAAACCUCUCAUUGCGACAUGCUCCACUGAUCACGCAGUCAUGAUCUGGAACUACGAAACAUGUAACUUGGAACUGUAUAAAGUGUUUCCCGAGGAGGCUUACAGUAUUGCUCUACACCCUUCUGGUCUGUACAUUCUGGUAGGCUUCAAUGACAAGCUUCGGCUAAUGAACCUACUCAUUGAUGACAUUAAACCUUUCAAGGAGUUCACUGUGAGAGGCUGCCGUGAGUGUGCAUUCAGCAAUGGUGGACAUUUGUUUGCCUCUGUGAUGGGCAAUGUUAUACAAAUAUACUCCACUACAACUUUUGAGAAUGUCAACAAUCUAAAAGGUCAUAAUGGAAAAGUCAAAGCUGUGGUGUGGAGUGCAGAUGACAGCAAACUGAUAUCCUGCGGCAUGGACGGGGCUGUUUAUGAGUGGGAUACAUUUACGGGCAAGCGAACCAAUGAAAGUGUGUGGAAGUCGUGCGCUUAUACCAGCGUCACAGUUACUCCUGAUGCAAAAUCCACUUUUGCAGUUGGAUCUGAUAGAACUCUGAAAGAAAUUGCUGAUUCACAGAUCUUGCGAGAAGUACCAGCCGGAGACAUGAUACUCACUGUAGUGGCUUUGUCUCAUUCGGGUCGGAUGCUUUUUGCUGGUACCGUGAAGGGCACAAUUUGGUCAAUGAAAUAUCCAUUGGCAGUACCUGGCGAUUGGACAGAGCAUCAUGGUCAUGGAGCGGCUGUUGUAAAGAUGAAAAUUACCUAUGAUGACCAGUACUUAGUGAGCAUUGGUGAAGAUGCAUCGGUCAUCCUAUGGAAGAUACAAGACAAGGAAGGCCGUGGUCUGAAGAGAGACAAGGAGAUUGGCUGGGCUGAAGAGAUUCUUGUCACCAAAAAUGAUCUUGAGGAAAAGAACUCAACAUUGGCUGAUCUGAACUCUCGGGUUGAAGAGCUGAAAAUGGAAAAUGAAUAUCAGCUUCGACUGAAAGACAUGACUUACAAUGAAAAGAUGAAAGAGCUGACUGAGAAGUUCAUCCAGGAGAUGGAAUCCUUGAAGACGAAGAAUCAGGUCCUAAAAACUGACAAAGACAGAGAGGAAGCAAAACAUGAAGAAGACAUGGCAGAGCUAAUGGAAAUGCAUGCCAAAGAAUUACAAGAUCUUGAAUCUGCAAACAACCAAAAGUUGAUGUUAGAAUAUGAGAAGUUUCAAGAACAACAGGCAAAAACAUUGAAAAUACAGGAAGAUUACGAAAAACAACUAGCAGAGAUGGAAGAAAGCAAGGAGAAGGCACUAGAGGAACUGACUGUAUAUUAUGAGACUAAAUUACAGGAAAUGAAAGUGAAACUGGAGCAGAGAAAGCUGAGAGAAGAGAAAGAGGCAAACUUGAGACUCAGAGGAGAGACAGGGAUCAUGAGGAAGAAAUUCACAACCCUGCAGAAAGAGAUUGAUGACCAUAAAGAUGAAAUUAAGAAGCUGCAGGCGGAAAGCUCUAAACUGAAUAAUGUCAUCCGUAGCUUAGAAAAAGACAUCCAGGGACUCAAGAAAGAAAUACAAGAGAGAGAUGAUACCAUUCAGGACAAGGAAAAACGUAUCUAUGAUUUGAAAAAGAAAAAUCAAGAACUGGAAAAGUUCAAGUUUGUGCUAGACUACAAGAUCAAAGAACUCAAGAAACAGAUUGAACCAAGAGAAAUGGACAUUAAAAAUAUGAAAGAGCAGAUUCAGGAG